AUGCUCGCCACUCACUGGCUACCAGCCGCCCGGCUGAACAUGAACCAAGCGCGAAAGUUCUCCCUGCUUUCCACCCAUGCUUCAUUUCCCGCGACGAUGUACCGGUACCAGCUGGACCGCAGGGCCACACUAUACGAUGUGACCCAAGACGAGACCCGCCACAGGAAGGAUGCAGUCAAUGUGUCUAAGGAUGGCCUAGUGCACGCCGCGAUCUCGAAGUCAAGCCCUUACUCCAAUGGGCCGAUCUUCAUGCCCAAUUCCCGUCUUAUGCAGCAAAUGCUGCGCUUUGACUUCGAACGGUACCAGGAAGAGAUCGCCGACGGCAAGUGUCUCAUGGAUCCCACUGUUAUCUGUGUUCCGCGGGGUACUCCUAUCCCACCGGCCCUGAUACUGUGGCGAGAGGGCGUGUCUCGCUUUUCUCUGCAGCCUUCAAGUCCCAUGGAAAUCGAAAAGCUGAACGAUGUGCUCAGCGAAUUCUAUGAGAAAUCUGCGACAGUUGUCGGUGCAGAGGAAUGGAUUGAGAAGCAUCCAUACCGGGAGAGUUUUGCUGACGAGAACGAGAAAGGAUGGAUGGAGGCGUAA
Penicillium mononematosum is the source of this 582-nucleotide messenger RNA. RefSeq lists its product as uncharacterized. The record is from RefSeq and is a predicted model, not a curated record. Bases 1 to 582 code for a protein of 193 amino acids. The transcript is spliced from 4 exons. NCBI's taxonomy places the organism in Eukaryota, Fungi, Ascomycota, Eurotiomycetes, Eurotiales, Aspergillaceae.